AUGUUGGGGACCCGCCUSAGGCUCCUGGUCUGGGCUCUGUGCRGUGUCUGCAGCACRCGYAUCAUCAGAGCCUAUCCCAACACCUCUYCACUGUUGGCCUCCAACUGGGGUGGCCUGACUCACCUGUACACCGCCACGGCCAGGAACAGCUACCACCUGCAGAUCCACAGGGACGGCCAAGUGGAUGGCACACCCCAUCAGACCAUCUACAGUGCCCUGCUGAUCAGAUCAGAGGAUGCUGGCUUGGUGGUGAUCACAGGUGUGAUGAGUAGGAGAUUCCUCUGUAUGGAUUUCAGAGGCAACAUUUUUGGAUCACAUUACUUCAACCCGGACAACUGCAGGUUCAGGCACCAGACGCUGGAGAACGGCUACGACAUCUACCACUCCCCGCAGCACCACUUCCUGGUCAGCUUGGGCCGGGCCAAGAGGGCCUUCCUUCCAGGCAUGAACCCGCCGCCCUACUCCCAGUUCCUGUCCCGGAGGAACCUCGUCCCGCUGAUCCACUUCAACACCCCGACGCCGCGCCGGCGGCACACCCGGAGCGCAGAGGACGACUCGGAGAGGGACCCGCUGAACGUGCUCAAGCCCCGGCCCCGCAUGACCCCGGCGCCGGCCUCCUGCUCCCAGGAGCUCCCGAGUGCCGAGGACAACAGCGUGGUGGCCAGCGACCCCCUGGGCGUGCUCCGUGGCAGCAGGGUCAACACGCACGCAGGGGGGGUGGGCGUGGAAAGGUGCCACCCGUUCCCCAAGUUCAUCUAG
Urocitellus parryii (Arctic ground squirrel) is the source of this 759-nucleotide messenger RNA. RefSeq names its product fibroblast growth factor 23 (gene Fgf23). NCBI's taxonomy places the organism in Eukaryota, Metazoa, Chordata, Mammalia, Rodentia, Sciuridae. The record is from RefSeq and is a predicted model, not a curated record. Gene Ontology annotation, molecular function: growth factor activity.